Messenger RNA from Hibiscus syriacus, 2578 nucleotides. Its product is annotated as potassium transporter 4-like. Gene Ontology annotation, cellular component: membrane. The transcript has 9 exons. The coding region runs from base 173 to 2536 and encodes 787 amino acids. NCBI's taxonomy places the organism in Eukaryota, Viridiplantae, Streptophyta, Magnoliopsida, Malvales, Malvaceae. The record is from RefSeq and is a predicted model, not a curated record. Gene Ontology annotation, molecular function: potassium ion transmembrane transporter activity. Gene Ontology annotation, biological process: cell tip growth; potassium ion transmembrane transport.
GUAUGCGCAUCAGUUUAUUAGAAUAAUACCUGCAGGAUUUGUUGGCUGGAGGAAUGGGAGUGGGAAAUUGAGAUUUGUGUUUGGAAGUCGAUAGUAGAAUUCAGCACUCUAUUUUCAUUCAUUAAGUUAUAGAAGAACCCAAGACUCCUUCACUCCGAGUCUACUACUUUCAAUGGAGCCAGAAUCUGGAAUCUCGAUUCCUUCUCCUCCUCGAAAUCCUUCCCCGCUUUCGUGGGUCAAUCUCUCCAGGAACCUAAUAUUAGCAUAUCAGAGCUUGGGGGUGGUGUAUGGAGACCUGAGCACUUCACCUCUUUAUGUUUACCGUAGCACGUUCAUAGGGAAGUUGCAGAGUCAUCAGAAUGAAGAUGCAAUAUUUGGAGCAUUUUCCUUGAUUUUUUGGACCCUUACACUGAUACCCCUUCUCAAAUAUGUGUUUAUUGUGCUGAGUGCUGAUGAUAACAGAGAAGGUGGCAGUUUUGCUCUCUACUCGCUGCUUUGUAGGCAUGCUAAGUUUAGCUUGCUUCCCAAUCAGCAAGCAGCUGAUGAAGAGCUCUCUGCUUACAAAUAUGGGCCCUCAGCACAGGCCACUGGUUCUCCAUUGAAGCGAUUUUUGGAGAAGCAUAAAAGGCUAAGGACAGCACUUCUUGUUGUCGUACUCUUUGGUGCUGCUAUGGUCAUAGGUGACGGCGUGCUCACUCCAGCAAUAUCAGUUCUGUCAUCAGUUUCUGGACUUGAAGUUACUGAAAGCAAAUUAACCAAGGGUGCACUUGUCGUGCUUGCUUGUGUCAUACUGGUCGGCCUAUUUGCUCUGCAGCAUGUUGGUACUCACAGGGUAGCUUUUAUGUUUGCACCAAUUGUGAUUAUCUGGCUGGUUUCAAUUUUUUCCAUUGGCUUUUACAACAUAAUUUAUUGGAACCCGAAGAUUGUUCAUGCAAUUUCUCCAUAUUAUAUUAUCAAGUUCUUUAGGGAGACCGGUAAAGAUGGCUGGAUUUCUCUUGGAGGGAUCCUUCUUUCAGUAACUGGCACUGAAGCUAUGUUUGCAGACAUUGGUCAUUUCACUGCCUUAUCGAUCAGGCUUGCAUUUGCAUUUUUGGUAUACCCAUGUUUGGUUGUUCAAUACAUGGGUCAAGCUGCCUUCUUGUCAAGAAACCUGCAAAAGAUUCCUAACAGUUUUUAUGACUCAAUUCCUGGUCCUGUUUAUUGGCCUGUCUUUGUAAUUGCCACCCUUGCAACUAUUGUUGGGAGUCAGGCCAUUAUAACUGCCACUUUUUCGAUAAUUAAACAAUGCCAUGCCCUUGGAUGCUUCCCUCGAGUUAAAGUUGUUCACACCUCAAAACAUAUAUUUGGCCAGAUCUACAUCCCAGAAAUAAAUUGGAUACUCAUGAUACUUACUCUUGCCAUAACUGUUGGAUUCCAAGAUACAACUUUAAUUGGAAAUGCUUAUGGACUUGCUUGCAUCACGGUGAUGUUCAUUACAACAUUUCUCAUGUCUCUUGUGGUAAUCUUUGUUUGGCAGAAAAGUGUUUUGCUUGCUGCAGUGUUCCUUGUAUUCUUCUGGUUUUGUGAAGGGGUUUACUUAUCAGCAGCACUCACGAAAGCGCCUCAAGGUGGAUGGGUGCCUCUUGUGCUGUCAGUCAUCUUUAUGAUGGUUAUGUACAUAUGGCACUACGGGACUCGCAAGAAAUACAACUUUGACUUGCACAACAAAGUACCGCUGAAAUGGUUGCUCGGGUUGGGUCCUAGCCUCGGUAUCAUGCGUGUGCCUGGGAUAGGCCUUAUUUACUCUGAACUGGCUACGGGAGUCCCUGCAAUCUUCUCCCACUUUGUCACAAACCUUCCAGCGUUCCAUAAGGUGUUAGUUUUCAUUUGUGUAAAAUCAGUUCCAGUCCCAUAUGUUUCACCAGAAGAGCGCUUUCUUAUCGGCCGGGUGUGCCCUAGGCCAUAUCGUAUGUAUAGGUGUAUUGUUAGGUAUGGGUACAAAGAUAUCCAGCGAGACGAUGGGGAUUUCGAGGACCGUCUUAUACAAAGCAUAGCAGAGUUCAUCCAGAUGGAAGCUGGAGAACCACAGGUAUGCAGUUCUGAGAGUUCAUCGAAUGAUGGCAGGCUGGCCGUUAUAAGUAGCAGGACCGUCCAAUCAAGCUCGAGUUUGAUAGUUACUGAGAAUGAGGAUUAUGGUGGUAUCGAGUCCAUACAAAGCAGCAAAUCCCAAACGUUACAGAGCUUGCGAAGUGCUUACCCUGAUGAUGAGAAUCAAACAGUGCGGAGGAGGUGUGUGAGGUUCGAAGUAGCAUCGAGUCCAGGUAUGGAUACGAGUGUGAGAGAAGAGCUGAUAGAUUUGAUAGAGGCAAAGGAAGCAGGGGUAGCAUAUAUAAUGGGACAUUCGUAUGUGAAAGCGAGGAGAAGUUCAUCGUAUUUGAAAAAGGCGGUGGUAGACAUGGGGUAUUCAUUUCUCAGAAAGAACUGCAGGGGGCCUGCGGUAGCACUAAAUAUUCCUCACACCAAUCUGAUUGAAGUUGGAAUGAUAUAUUAUGUGUAGUUUAGUGUAUAAUGCAAUCUAGUUAGUGCUGUGUAGCGUGCU